GUGGGGGUGCCGGAGGGCCCCUCACAAGAACCAUGGCAGGAGGGAGGUGGAGCUUGUGCGGGUCUUCCCGCUGGGUCCUGUAGCAUGGGCUAACUACUAGGAAGAUGUGGCAAGUGCCUCUCUCUGGUUGGCAGCCUCAUCUGUACCCUCAUUCUCAUGUUACUCUGUGCAUUUCCAAUGUAUUACAUAAUAAAGACAUGGUCCCUUUUAGGGGAAAUGUCCGAAAAACUAAGAAGAUGCAGAAAGGAGCUGACUGCAGCCAUUGACCGGGCCUUUGAAGGAGUCAGUUAUUCCCAGGAAUGCACAGGCCAGCAGAGGCUAGAGCCAGGUGCCACAUCGCUUCCCUUCUCCCUACCCAUGCACAGGGUUCUCUGUAGAAGACACCCUCUGGCAGCCUGCUCCUCUACUGCCCUGUUUGCUGCUGCCCCUUGUGCUUCUGAUAAUGAGAACCCUGCCUUUGUACCAUACCAUGUCCCCGUUAAUGCAAAACCGCACGCUUUAUGCCCCAAAAGAAAACCUCUGACCAGCAAGGAAAAUGUAUUGAUGCACUCCUCCAUUUUGGCACCUGAAAGACAGUUUUGGAGACCUGCAGGAGAUGGGGAAAACUGGAGAAAAGAAAGUUUAAGGAAAGAUAUGGAGAGAGAUUUGAAAGUUGACUCAAACAUGCCGCUCAACAAUUCUGGUCAAGAAGUCACAAAGGAUCUGCUGGAUAUGAUUGACCAUACAAGCAUCCGAACUAUUGAAGAAUUGGCUGGAAAACUAGAAUUUGAAAAUGAAUUGAACCGUGUGUGUGGUCGCUGCCAAGAUUCACCCUUCAAGGAGGAAGCCUGGGCCCUACUUGUGGACGAGAGCCCUCAGAAGUCCUCAGAUGCAGACCCUAGCAGCCUCAAGCAGGCUUUUGAUGAUCAGAAUAUUGUUGAGACGGUUCUGGAUUUGGAAGAGGACUACAACUUGAUGACCUCUUUUAAAUACCAAAUUGAGUAAGGAGAGUUGCUUUUAGCUUGGAUUCUUUACAGUAGAGGCUGCCAUCAGGUAGCCUAUGCAGAAGCAGCCACAACAGUCAUCAGGAGCUGCAUUUUCAGAGGGCUGGCAGAAGCUGAAUUCUUUAGUUGUGUCCCUGAGAACCCAGUUUUUGUAUCCUGUUGCUUUGGGAUAUUUCAUACUGUUGAUUUUUUUUAACUUGUUUUGGAAGUGUUUAAUUAAUGUUCACUAUACCCAGUGCUGAAGGUAGGUAUGGGUUAUGUCUAUGCUCUCUUGGUAUUCUUUUCCUUGGGCCCUUGAAAAAGUGUGGGAGCUACAACCAGGAUGGGCUUUGUGCACCCCCUGGGAUCAGCCCACCCCUAGGCCAGCUUAGCCUAUGCAGAAAAAUCAGCAUCAAGCUAGACCUUAGCCUGGGCCCUCUGAUCCCCUUAUAUACUUUGCUCCUCUUGCACACACAGCUUCCUGUUUCCUGCAUGUGCCCCAUGCCCUUUUCAUGUCCCAAACUACCUGCCCAGUUCAGAGAGUAGUCUUUGUAGAGGUUUCCUUUUUUGAAUCAGAGUUGCUGGCAGAUCUUCUAAAAGGAUAUUCCCAAUUCCCAUUAGGCCUCCUUACCAUGCACCCCCACACAGAUACCUUGGCCCCAGCUGAGUAGAGAAGAUACAGGCUCUGUACCUACAUCUCAUCCGUCCCACAGCAGGUCUGGCUACCAUGGUUGGUUCCCAUGGCAGUGACCCUGCUGGGCUAAGACAGGGCAGUGAAUGAAGGAGGGGCCAGGCUCCUAGACUCCUGAGAUCAGCCUAACAGCAAAAGCAUAGCAGGGCUGACUCCAACCCUACCCCUAGAAAAAAAGGACAUCACCAGCAACUAUUUGCACAAAUAUUUCAAAACCAUGAUGUCUUCUCAGGAAAACAAACUAUUGGGCAAGUUUUUAUAUUUCCCAAAAACUUGAGUCUCAGGGAAUUGCCUACCUUCUGAGAUAAUAAGGGAAGAUAGAACUGGAGGCUGGCACUGGGUGGUUAUUAGAACCAAAACCUGAACAAAUCAGAACUGGGGGAAAGGCCAGUGGCUGAGUAACUGUCCAGUAGGCCAGCAGCCCUGGAAAUAGGUCCAGUUUGAGAUUACAGUCACAUACUUUCACCGCAACUCUGGUGAUUCCUCUGGGCUUGAAGGCAGAGAUCACAGACCCACCCACUCCUAAGCAAAGCUCAGCCUAGCACCUGACUGCGCCCCCAAAACGUGCAGCUGGUCCCUGGCUACUUUUUUUGUUUUGGCCUUCUUGGUGGGUGUUCAUUUGUUCCCACCCAGUAUGGCCAUUGGCACUGCCCUACUUAGGGCAGGAGGAGAGGACAAGGCUAACCAGAGGCUCUUCCUAGGAUACCUGCCAUUCAGUGCCUACAGAAGGCAGCACCCUCAAUAAGCAUGCACAGCCUAUGGAGUUGGAGGUCAGGUUCUUAGUGCUCACAGCGUCCUUGGCUGCCCUUGUUCAGGUGAAGAAUGAAUGAUUUGAAUCAAAGGUGUUAGGUCAUUUGAUGUCAUAUCUCAAACUAGCACAUUUCUAAUACUAUGUGUAGAUAUGAACACUCUCAGAGGAGGUGACGCUCAAUUCCCACUCUCACAUUCUAACUCCACCAUUACCCCUUGUGGUUGAGCUGGGCUUAGUAACUUUUCCCCAAUAACUAAAGGAAAGAAAAAUCAUAAACUUAUAGUGGGAAAACUGCAGGCACUACCUUAACCAAGUGAUUUAAGUUAACAUCAGGGCUGGGGUUGUGGCUCUGUGGUAGAGUGCUUGCCUAGUAUGUAUAAGGCACUGGGUUCGGUUCUCAGCACCACAUACAAAUUAAAAAGUUCACCAAUGGCUAAUAAAAAAAAAAAAAAGUUAACAUCAGUGGUGUUAUGUGGAUGUCACACAUAACCCAACAGGAUGCAGAGAGUGCUUCACCUCAUGGUAUUCUUAUCAAAAUCCAUAUCCCCCCUACCCAGUGUGUAACCAUGAGACAAAUGUCAGAUAAAACAAAAUUGAAGGACAUGCUAAGGGAUCCCUGGCCAGAACCCAAGACUGUCAAGGUCAUGGAAAACAGGGACUCAAAAACUCACAGAUCAGUAGGGAUUAAAGAGAUACAAUGACUAAACAAAAUGUACAAUUCAGGACUGCAUCUAGAACAGAAAGAGAACUUUAAUAGAAAACAAAGGCUAGGGUUAAUGUAUCAAUUUCCUAAUUUUCACAGAUAUACCACAGUUAUAUGUUAGCCCUGGUGAAGGGUCUCUAUGAGCUUGUAUCUUUGUCAAUUUUUCUAUAAAUUUAAAAUUUUAUUCCAAAAUUGCAAUUGAUUCCAAGUUUUCGAGGAUGUGUAUGAGCAAAAAACUGUUUUAUGAGGGGCAAUAAGGAAUAUGGUCUUUUUUUUCCUUGUAUUUUCUGAUUUAUCUGUAACCUGUUAUCACUAAUGUAAAAAAUUAAAACUUUUUGGUUUUGC
Sciurus carolinensis (gray squirrel) is the source of this 3452-nucleotide messenger RNA. RefSeq names its product chromosome 9 C3orf62 homolog (gene C9H3orf62). The coding region runs from base 157 to 984 and encodes 275 amino acids. The transcript is spliced from 3 exons. The record is from RefSeq and is a predicted model, not a curated record. Lineage: Eukaryota; Metazoa; Chordata; Mammalia; Rodentia; Sciuridae.